Strongyloides ratti is the source of this 3096-nucleotide messenger RNA. Its product is annotated as Myosin heavy chain 95F. The record is from RefSeq and is a predicted model, not a curated record. Gene Ontology annotation, cellular component: cytoplasm; actin cytoskeleton; myosin complex. The transcript is spliced from 2 exons. Gene Ontology annotation, molecular function: microfilament motor activity; ATP binding; actin filament binding. The coding region runs from base 1 to 3096 and encodes 1031 amino acids. NCBI's taxonomy places the organism in Eukaryota, Metazoa, Nematoda, Chromadorea, Rhabditida, Strongyloididae. Gene Ontology annotation, biological process: vesicle transport along actin filament; actin filament organization; endocytosis.
AUGGAUAGGAGUAAAGUAUUAUCUUCAUCUUUAGAAGGUUGUAAAUUUAUUGUUCCUGAUAAUGAAAAAGGUUUUACUAUUGGAAUAUUUGAAUCAUUUUUAAAUGAUCAAACAAUUCAAUUAAAGGUAGAUGAUGAAAUAAGACAAUUUCAAAUUUCACAGGUAAAUACUCCUAAUAAUGAAGCUAACAAUGAUUUCGAUGAUAUUUGUAAAAUGAAUUCAAUUAACCCAGCAACUUUAUUUUUUAACAUCAGAGAUCGUUUUUUUAAAAAUAAAAUAUUUACUUAUAUUUCAAAUAUUUUAAUUGCAAUGAAUCCUUAUCAAGAAAUUAAUAAUUUAUAUACAAAUGAAACAAUGAUAAAAUAUCAUAAUAAUAGUUUUAAUUCAUUACCAUCUCAUAUUUAUGCAAUUGUUAACAAAGCAUUUAAUGAUAUUAAAAUUUGCAAUAAAAAUCAAACUAUUAUAAUAUGUGGUGAAUCUGGAUCUGGAAAAACAGAGAAACAAAAAGAAAUUUUAAAAUAUAUUUGUAAUAUUUGGGGUAAUAAUAUUAAAGUCAUACAAAAAAAAAUACUAUCUUCAAAUUUAAUAAUAGAAUCAUUUGGUAAUGCUAUGACGACAAAAAAUAAAAAUAGUUCACGCUUUGGUAAAUAUAUUAUAAUUAACUUUGACAAUCAACAUAAAAUAACAGGUGGAAAAGUAUUAUACUAUUUACUAGAAAGAUCGAGAAUUAUUUAUCAAUCACAAUAUGAAAGAAAUUAUCAUAUAUUUUAUCAACUUAUAUCAGGAAUGAAUUAUAAAUGGAAAGAAGAAUUUAACAUACAAAAAUUAGAGCAAUUUGAAUAUUUAUUAAAAGGGUAUCAAUCUUUUUUAAGUUAUGAAAAAAAUUGUAUAAUUGAUGACAUUUCUGAUUAUUAUAAAUUAAUAGAUGCUUUAAAAGAGAUAGGAUAUAAUGAUAAUAGCAUUAAAGAAAUAUUUAAAAUUUUAUCUGGUAUUCUUCAUCUUGGAAAUAUAAAAUUUAACCAACUAACAAAUGAUGAGGAAUGUGAAAUAGAAAAUGAGGAAUCACUUGAAUUAGUAUCAAAAUUAUUUGGAUUUAAUAAAAAUUUAUUUAAAAAUGCAUUAAAAUGUAAAAAAAUAAAUUUUCUUGGAAAUAUUUUUGAGAAAGAUCCAAUAUCAAUUCAAUUAAAAUGUACAGAAAUUAAUAAUGCUAGAGAUGCUUUAGCAAAAAAAAUCUAUAUCAACUUAUUUGACAAUAUUGUAUCAUCAAUUAAUGAUACAAUUAAGGCAACAUCAAAUAAUCAUCGUUCAUUAAGUGUACUUGAUAUAGCCGGUUUUGAAUUUUAUAAAAAUAAUUGUUUUGAACAAUUUUGUAUUAAUUAUAGUAAUGAAAAAUUACAAACUUUUUUUAAUAAAAUAAUUUUUGCCAAUGAACAAAAAUUUUAUGAAAAAGAAAAUAUAGAUGUAGAAAAAAUUUAUUUUACAGAUAAUGUUGAAUGUCUUCAAUUAUUUGACUCAAAACAAAAUGGAAUAUUUACACUUCUUAAUGAAGAGAGUCAUCUUCCUAAACCAUCAUCAAUACAUUUUACAGAUAAUGUUUUUAAAAAAAAUUAUGAAAACAAUUAUCUAACAUCAGGUAGAAAAUAUAAUAUGAAAGAAUAUAAAAAUAUUAAGGAUGAUGAAGGAUUUCUUAUUCAUCAUUAUGCAUAUGAUGUUUUUUAUAAUACAAAAAAUUUUAUUGAAAAAAAUAAUGAUAAUAUUCAUUCAUCACUUGAAGAUUUUUUACAAAAAUCAACUAAUACAUAUUUUAAAAAGCUUUUUUCUUUAUCAAAUAUUAAAAAAUAUUCUAAACUUAAUUCACCAACAAUAUCAACAACUUUUAGAUAUCAACUUGAAGAAUUACUAAAAGAAAUAGAUAAUUCUGGUGUACAUUUUAUAAAAUGUAUCAAGCCUAAUGAUUCAAAUGAAUGUAAUACUUUUGAUGCUAAUAAAGUAAUCAAACAACUUGAAUAUUCAGGAAUAAAUAAUGUCUUAAAUUUAAUUAAUGUUGGUUUUCCAUAUACCAUUGACAUUGAUGAAUUGUAUCAAAAAUAUAUAGUACAUUUUAAUUAUUGGAUAAAAAAAAUAAAUUGUAAAUCAUUUUUAAUUUAUUUUUUUAAUGCCAUUCAAUUAGAUAAAAGAAAAUAUAAAUUUGGUAUAACAAAAAUAUUUUUUAAAAAUGAAUAUUAUGAAAUAUUUUAUAAAUUAAAAAGUGAUGAAGAAGUUAUUUAUUUUACAAAAAAAGUUAGAUUUUAUCUUAAUAAAUUAAAAUGGAAAAAAGUUAUUUCUUCAAUUAUUUUUACAAUAAAAAUAUCUAAAAUAUUUCCAUUAAAACACAAAGCAGCAAUCAUAAUUCAGGCAAAUGUUAAAGGUUUUUUAUUAAGAAACAAAAUUAAAAAGAUACAAAGAAUAUACAAUGAAUUGGGUAAUUUUUCAAAAAUUCUUGAUAAAGAAAUGGAAUUUAUUAGAAAUUUUAAUUCAAUCAAAAAAUCAGAUUUAUGGAAACAAGCUAAUCAUAUUUUUGUUCUUAUAAUUAAUGCAAAAGGAUGUUGUAAAGAAUUAAAUUGUAAAAAAAUUCGAUCUUUAAUGAGAGAUCGUAGUGAAAUAUCAUCAAGAAUUCUUAGUCUAUCUUUAACAAUACGAGAUCUUAAAUUAGAGCAAGAAACAAGUAAUGACACAAUUAAUUUAAAAACUUUACAAAAUGAAAUUCCUAAUAUUUUUGAAGAAAAACAAAAAUUUGCAAAAAAAUAUAAAAAUUUAAAAGAUAUAAUUAAAAAAUUAAAGAAUCAAAAGGAUAUUUAUAUAUAUAAUAUUAAUGAUUAUGAACUUUUUGAUGUAACUGAAAUAGAAGAAAAGUUAAAUGCAAAGUUAGAAGUGGUUGUUGAAGAAAUUCCAGAAUUUAAGGAAACCAAACAAUUUGAUAAUAAAGAUUUAAUAAAGAUGACUUUUCAAGAACUUAAAAUAAAUUUUGAUACACUUAUAGAUAAAGAAAGAAAAGAACAAUGUAAAAAUGAAAUAGAAAGAAGAUAUAGUCAAUUAAAAAAAUGGAAAAAAGCAUAA